Molecule: messenger RNA, 879 nt
Organism: Ixodes scapularis (black-legged tick)
Lineage: Eukaryota; Metazoa; Arthropoda; Arachnida; Ixodida; Ixodidae
Product: actinia tenebrosa protease inhibitors-like
Exons: 6
Coding region: 1-879 (292 amino acids)
Molecular function (GO): serine-type endopeptidase inhibitor activity
Source: RefSeq, a predicted model, not a curated record
AUGGCGAAAUUCUUUCGAUGCCUGCGUCUCGCAGUGGCUGUGGCUGUUUUUACAGAAAGCUUUGGUUAUAACCAGGAUCUUUAUGAUGUGUGCAACGAUGCUCCACCUAAACCAGGCAAUUGCAGCGAGCGCAAACCCAAGUUUACUUUCAACAUAUACUUGAAGCAAUGCCAACUCACUUAUGUCUGCGGCGAUUCUGGCACUAAGAAUAUCUUCGACACUAAACAACAAUGCAAGGAAACCUGUCCGAUUGAUCAGUUCUGCACUAUUGGAAGAGCAUCCACUUGGUGCAGCGCUGACGCUAAAAUAAUAACUACGUGGCAUCUGCUCCACCUCACCAACAAAUGCGUUUAUACCACCGGCUGCGCUUUCAUGGCGGCCGAUUUUCGAACAAAGAGGGAAUGCCAAGCGGCCUGCAGAAAACACACCGUGUGUUAUCAGCCAAGCAACGAAGGAGAACCCCCUAAAAGAGCAAGAAGCGUUUGGCAUUUCAGUCCUGAAGACCAACGUUGUAUUCGCACUACAAAUUCUGAAAGAAAUGGAAGCACCUUUCGCCCUGCAUAUUAUGACAGAAGUGGAAACAACUUUAAAAGUGAAAAGGAAUGCAUGGAAACCUGUCCCUACGGAGGACGUUUACAGGAAUGCAGACUCCCUAAAAAUGAAGGCACCUACUGUCUCGGAAAAGGCAAACCUUCCUUCCGGUAUUACCACGACACUAAAAGUGGCAGGUGCAGUCGUUUCUUGUAUAAGGGCUGCCAGAAAAACGCCAAUAACUACCUAACAAAGCGUGGGUGUCAAGCAACUUGUCAGGCUUUAAGAGCAUUGCAAUAUCAACGGAAUUAUAUGGUGUCUAUCAUGAUCUGUCUCAUCCGCCAAUAA